Molecule: messenger RNA, 4270 nt
Organism: Melanotaenia boesemani (Boeseman's rainbowfish)
Lineage: Eukaryota; Metazoa; Chordata; Actinopteri; Atheriniformes; Melanotaeniidae
Gene: marveld2b
Product: MARVEL domain containing 2b
Biological process (GO): bicellular tight junction assembly
Cellular component (GO): bicellular tight junction; cytoplasmic vesicle; apical plasma membrane
Source: RefSeq, a predicted model, not a curated record
AGGUGAGUUUGGAGAGGCGGACACCUGGGAUCGUUUUUCUGUCCUUACAAUUAGCCCCAUCCUGUCUGGUGACACGCGCCGCAGCACACCUGUUUGACGGCAGAUUAAAGCGUCCACAUCUAUUUAUCUUCUGGAGGAAUGGGUUCUGUCUCCAGGUUCGACCGGGUGAGGGUGGAACCGUUCUACGACCAGGUCCCUGUGGGCUCCCUGUGGCGGGAACCGGACAUGCCCCCUCCGCCACCACCACUGCCACCCAUACAUGGAUCAGUACCUGCAGUCAGCUUAGACCCCCUCCCCCCUCCUCCUCUACCUCAACAAGCAGCUGUUGGACCUGAGACCUUCUACCCCCCCAGCGACAAUGAUCCUGUGGAGGGUGACUGUGAUGCCAUGGACAUCAAACCCGUCCACCGCUUCAUCCCAGACUCUGUCAAGAACUUCUUCCGUGGAAACAGCGGUAACCGCGGCAGCAAGGGGUGGUCCAUCCCUCCCCCACCUCAUUCCCCCACCCCAUCAUCCAGAAAGAGCGCAGUCUGCCACACCACAGCAGGAGUCCCCUGCUCACCUCCCCACUCCGCCCCACCAUCUCCAUCGCUUCCUGGCUCUUACCGGGACCCUUAUGGGGGCUCUGGAGGAAGCUACACUUCUCAGAAGGAGCGGGAUGGCCUUCUGCUAGGGGCCGAAGCUCGAGACAUGGCUUCUACCGUGCCCAGCAACCUGUCCAUCCAGACCUACCAGGAGCGGGUGGAGGAGUACCAUCUACGCUAUGCCUACAUGAAGUCUUGGGCCGGCCUGCUGAGGAUCCUGGGCUGCGUUCAGCUGCUCCUCGGAGCCGUUGUGUUUGCCUGCGUCUGUGCUUACGUUCACAAGGACAAUGAGUGGUUCAACAUGUACGGAUACUCCCAGCCACAGCUGUAUGGAGGGAUGGGUGGAGGGUUUGGGGCCAGUUCCUACACUGGGCCAAAGACGCCUUUUGUCCUGGUGGUGGCCGGUCUGGCGUGGAUCGUGACUGUUAUUCUGGUCGUGCUUGGGAUGACCCUGUACUACAGAGCCAUCCUCUUAGAUUCGUCCUGGUGGCCCCUCACAGAGUGCUCCAUCAACCUGGUGUUGGCCGUGCUCUACUUGGCUGCAGGGACGGUCUACGUGAGGGACAUAACGCGGGGGGGGUUGUGCUACAUACCGGUCUUCAAUAACCCGGUAAAUGGUGCAUUCUGCAGAACAGAGGCCGGCCAGACAGCAGCCAUCAUCUUCCUCUACACCACCAUGGUGCUCUACUUCAUCAGUGCAGGAGUGUGUCUGAAACUGUGGAGGCACGAAGCAGCGAGGAUGAGGAAGGAGGGGCUCGCACAGGAGAUGAAAACCAUCGGAUCUUCAGUCCCACUGCCUGUACUGGAUUCAGCAUCCCGAACCUCGCAGCAGACGCCGCUGCCCACCAUGCAGCCGGACAUCAUGGACGCUUCCAACAGGCCUGUAGUUGCUUCCACAAUGGAGCCGGAAAUCCUUCAUGGUCACAUCCCUGCCGGACACAUCCCCAAACCCAUCGUCAUCGCUGACUACGUGGCGAAGUAUCCCAGCAUCCGCUCGGAUGAGGAGCGGGACCAGUACAGAGCCGUGUUCAACGACCAGCACGCCGAGUACAAGGAGCUGCAUGCUGAGGUCCAGGCCAUGGCCCAGAGGUUUGACGAGAUGGAUGAGAUGAUGAGGAACCUCCCCUCCAGGCCCUCCAGUCAGAUGGAGAAGGAUCGGAUCAACGGCAUUCUGAUGGAAUAUCAAAGGAAAAAAUCUGAUCCGGGCUACGUGGAGAAAAGGGAACGUUGUGAGUAUCUGAAAGGAAAACUGUCUCACAUCAAGCAGAAGAUUCAGGAAUACGACCAGUCGCGAGGCGCGGAUAGAUGCGGUCGGUCGCGCGCUUGUUUAUGUCGUUGGCGUAAGGAAACAGGUUCGUUCUUCAGGUUUCAUCACAAGCAGGUAGAUCAUCUGGAUUUCAGCAUGCCGGCCCACAAACACAGCAGGCAUCUGUACCCGGCCAGUAGCAGCAAACACCACAGCAGCAAACACCGACACAGUGAGGUGACCUCCAACCCGGUAUUUUCCUACUACCCAGAAAACAAGAAGCUUCACUUCUACCUCUGGACAUCCCCACCGGGCGUCAUGAAGAUACUCUGCAUCAUCAUCAUCAUCAUGUGCGUGGUUGUGUUUGCGUGUGUGGCCUCCACUCUGGCUUGGGACUACGACAUGAGCAUGAUGGGAGAUGGGAUGGGCCUGAUUCCAGGUUAUGGCAGCUCCUACGGCGGCUCUUAUGGAGGAUCGUAUGGCAGUUCUUAUGGCAGUGGUAUCGGUGGCGGUGGCGGUGGUUACUAUAGUUACGGCUCCGGAGGAGCACACAUGGAUCCCAAAACUGGCAAAGGCUUUUUCAUCGCCAUCACUGGCAUCACCUUCAUCGUCACGCUGGUCAUUUUCAUCAUGGUUAUUUCAAGGCAGAAUGCAUCCCGUUCUUCGUCCUUCUACCUGGCAACCAUCAUCAUCUGCGCCAUCUUAAUCGUUCUGAUGCUCGUCGCCACCAUCGUGUACCUGGUGGCCGUGAACCCGAUGGCUAAGUCCUCCGGAUCCAUGAUGUACAACCAAAUCUACCAGCUGUGUGCGCAGUACCAGAACCAGAACCAGGCCCAGGGCAUCUUCAUCAACCAGUACCUCUACCACUACUGUGUGGUGGAGCCCCAAGAGGCCAUAGCCAUCGUCCUGGGCGUCCUGGUGUUUGUGGGCCUCAUCAUCUUACUGGUGUUUGCAGUAAAGACUCGCUCUCUGAUCCGGCGCUACGGCCACGAGCGAAUCCUCUGGGAGGAAGUGAAGGUCCUCAGUGGAGGCCAUAAUAGCAUCGGAGAGUGGGUGAAAAACGUGUCUGGAGAACCCGAGAUGCUGGUUAACGACUACAACAACCAUGUUGGGGGUUCCAGAAACUAUCUGGACCAGCUGGACAACAGCAAGCCAUUGUACCUGCCGGGGGACUCGGACAUCAGCAGCUCAGUAGGGGGAAUGAAGCCCAGGAUGAAGGACUACGACCCCAGUGUGGAGUCUGGAGACGACUUAGAGGAACAGGAUUUCAGUGUUCUGUUUCCACCCAUCGACAAUGAAAAGAAGCGUCUGAGCUACAAGCAGGAGUUCGACCGGGAUCACCUGGAGUACAAGAGCUUGCAGGCAGAGCUGGACCGGAUAAACCAGGACCUGGCCGACCUGGACAGAGAACUGGACCGGCACCCUGAGGGCAGUCCACAGUUCCUGGACGCUUUGAAUGAGUACACCAAGCUGAAGAACCUGAAGAAGUCCCCAGAUUACCAGGUAAUGAAGAGGAAGUCCAAGUAUCUGCGAUCCAAACUGUCUCACAUCAAGAGGAAGAUCAGCGAAUACGACCGGCGGGCCUGAACCUUCCCUGGGACCCGUUCAUGACUCCAGAAAACCCAAUGUUUAUCUUCUAUGUUGUUUUUUAAUCAGGUCAAUCAAGGAGGAUGUGAGGUGGAUUUUUUUUUUAUUUACAACAGUCUUUUCAGGGAACCUCAGAACUCCACGAUGAGCCGUUCUGAAGAACUCUUCACAUGUAUGAAUGUGUUCUAGUUUCUAGAGUUUAGAAAAGUUUUAUUUCUGUGAUUGUAAUAAAGCGGUUGUUGCUUCACUGUUAAAGCAAAUUGAACACAAGCUUCUGCUUCUUUGUCACGUAAACAAGGUUUGUUUUUAGUCUUUGAAGGAUGUAAAUGAUGAAAGCUCAGCCUCUCUGAACUCCAUCACAUGGACAAUUAAAAGGUGGGCUGGAGUGAAAUCAGGUGAUUUCUUAUGUGCCGCAGGUUUCAUUACAGGAAUAAAUGAGUUGUUGAUGGAAAGCAGCUGGACUCACUGAGCCAUGAGGGUCAGACUCGGGAAUGAAGAUCCAAGUUCCAGUCCAAUUUCCGAUUUACUGAAACCUUCAUGUCAAAAUAAAAAAACUGCAAAGGAAGAGUAGUUCAUCACGAAAAAUUCAUUUUAUUAUGUUUUUAAUGUCUGUGACAAGGAAAUGUACAAUUAUUUUACCAUUAUUAUUUUUAUACCUUUAUUUUUAACAUGUUCAUUCUACCUGUUAAAGAUAUUAGUUGCAUUUUGUAUUUAUGAGAUGUGACAUAAGUCACAGCUGAGAAGCAGUAACAGUAAUAGUAAUAACAUGUCAACCUGAAUGAGUUUUUAUAAUGAAAACUGUGUAAUCAUUAAAACUUUUAAUCUCUGUACCAAUAAAAUCAAAUUAACAUUU